CCAGUGGAAUGAUGAACAGAUGAAGCACACGUCCACCGAAUCAUCUGGGGCUUUCCAGCUUCAGCUUCCAAACACAGCAGCUUGCUCAUCAGCUGUGUUCUUGCGCAGGACUUACCGAGAUGAUAUGGCAACAUCGAAGUGACCUGACAGCCUGAUACAACCCACUUGUGUCGAUCGGAUAGGGCCAUUAACCUCGUAUCGAACUCAACGAUCCGAGAAGUGAGAGCACGCCUACAUAUAUACCCUAAGAGCCAAUGUAUCCCAAGCACCUCGGUCGAGCUAGCUUACGAAUUAAUAAACAGCAAUGGCGAACACUAAGAUUGCGGUAGCCAUCGCCAUCCUGCUAGCUCUGCUUCAGGUGUCAUGCGCCGCAGCCCGGCGGCACGGCAAACCAGCUCAUGGCGACCACGACGGCAACGGCACCCCUGCUGUGAUGACGGUAAACGGUUUCGAGCGAGGUGAGGAUGGCGGCGGCGCAGCAUCGUGUGAUGGCAGUUUCCACAGCGAUGACAAGCUGAUCGUGGCGCUGUCCUCGCGGUGGUACGCGGGAGGGAAGAGGUGCGGUGAGGCUAUCCGCAUCACAGCGGAGAGCGGGCGGAACCGUGAGGGCACGGGUCGUGGACGAGUGCGACUCCCAUGGAGGAUGCCGCAACAACAUCGUGGAUUCCUCCCGAGCCGUUUGGAAGGCGCUCAGGCUCGAUACGGAUGUCGGCGAGGUCCACGUCACGUGGUACGACGCCUGAACACGCUACACACCGAGUUGGAUGGCCGCCCGACCACGGAGAAAUUGGGAACCACGGCGCGCGGUUCUGUCCUACCAAUUGUUAUCACUACACUCUCCACGUACUUGAUAGUGGAAAGGUCGAUACGAUCGAAUAAAACUUCCCUUCCACAACAAAUUGUUGCUUGGUAUAUGUGCUUUAUUUCCACCCAGAUAAAUAAGUCUAGAUAG
Zea mays is the source of this 952-nucleotide messenger RNA. RefSeq lists its product as uncharacterized. Lineage: Eukaryota; Viridiplantae; Streptophyta; Magnoliopsida; Poales; Poaceae. The coding region runs from base 305 to 952 and encodes 215 amino acids. The transcript has a single exon. The record is from RefSeq and is a predicted model, not a curated record.